Messenger RNA from Priceomyces carsonii, 1323 nucleotides. RefSeq lists its product as uncharacterized. The coding region runs from base 1 to 1323 and encodes 440 amino acids. Lineage: Eukaryota; Fungi; Ascomycota; Pichiomycetes; Serinales; Debaryomycetaceae. The record is from RefSeq and is a predicted model, not a curated record. The transcript has a single exon.
AUGAGUAGCUUGGCGAAGUCUCGGGUGCAAACAGUAUCCUCUUUAAAGAGAAUCGUUGGUAGAGGGUUACUGAAGUCAACAGCUAAUACCGUUCUUUUGGCUUAUGUAUAUAUUGUAUUGCCUAAGUUAUUCAAACGCAUUCAUAGGGAUGUUAAAGGAAAAAGGUAUGAUAGAAUUUGGUCCGAUAUUACUCGAACUCUCAUUAAAGCACUUGAAUUCCUGAAGUUUCCCAUGUCAAUGGGAAGGAUUGUUGCAAUGUUAAACAUUUUAACUCCUGUUGUUGAAAAGGUGUUAAAACGAAGAAAUGUUGCUAAUCCUCUAUUAGCUACGGCAAUUGCUGGUUUCAUAUCGUCCAUGGUUAAUUAUCCACUAUUUCAGCGGCAUAUAACAAAGUACGGAAGAAUUCAUUCUUUGGACUUUACGUUAAUAUUGGUUGUUAGGGCGUUAGAUACCGUUAUUUCUUCAAGUGUUCAAUCAAUACUCAGCAAACGGCCAAAGAGAUAUAAUAUUCAUUUAUUCGGAGACGAGCUUCUAUUUAUUGUCUCUUCGGCAUUAAUAAUGCAUGCGUGGACAUUUCGUCCUGAGAAAUUACCGCCAGCUUAUCUGCGUUGGAUCACAUCGGCUGCUAAUAUGGAUGAUGAUAUAAUUAACUUCUUUAGAAGCUUCGAACAAAAAAGAUGUAAGUAUGGAGAAGAGUGCCCUGAUGAGGAUAUUUUUAGAGAUUUUUGCAAGAAGUACGGCAAAGAUCCCGAGUUGGGAGAUACUAAAUCGAAGGAGCCCGUACCUUGUGAGAUUUAUCAUGGGUUUUCAAGUAAAAGCUGCGAGCUUAAUGCUCUUGUGAGGUUUGUAAGAGGUUUUAAAUUUGCAGCUAGGCUUUAUGGAUCAAUAAACUUGAUAAUGUGGCUAGUUAGACGUGGUAGUCCUAAACCAUAUAUCAUCAAUACGGUAAGGUCAUCAGCAUUUUUGGGCUCAUUUAUAACACUAAUGUGGUAUGUAUUCUGUAUGGUGCGAUCAAGGUUAAGUAAGCUUUUCCCUAACGUAUCUCCUAACUUCUGGGAACGCUUAGCUCCACAGAUUGGAGCAUAUGCUACGGGCUUCAGCUGCUUCGUUGAAAGUGGCCAAAGGCGCAAAGAAUUGGCUUUAUUUGUCGCUCCAAAAGCUUUGGGUACUCUUGUCCCAGUGAAAAAUGACAAUUUCCAUUUCCAAAUCGAGAACUUAGCUUUCAGCCUUAGCUUUGCUAUUUUGGUAUCUUAUGCAAGGCAGGAUCCAUCGAAAGUAAGGGGCCUUUUAGGCAAAGCCUUACGUGUUAUAUUCGCAUCUUGA